Molecule: messenger RNA, 4547 nt
Organism: Sphaeramia orbicularis (orbiculate cardinalfish)
Lineage: Eukaryota; Metazoa; Chordata; Actinopteri; Kurtiformes; Apogonidae
Product: metabotropic glutamate receptor 6-like
Exons: 17
Coding region: 360-3089 (909 amino acids)
Biological process (GO): G protein-coupled receptor signaling pathway
Cellular component (GO): membrane
Molecular function (GO): G protein-coupled receptor activity
Source: RefSeq, a predicted model, not a curated record
AGGGAGGGACGGGGCUCCGCUCUGUGCCUCUGCGGGAGGAGGAGACGCGUGUGUCGGCCGCACUCUGCCACCGGACCCGCGGAGGGAACAGCGGCUGUCUGGUCCUCCUGCAGCCGGAGCGGAGAGCAGCUCGGCGGGGUCGGGGCUCAGUGGGACCCGGGGUGGAGGAGGGUCCGCUCCGGUUCUGGUUCCGGUUCUGGAGUUAAAAAAAACAAAAACAAAAAAAAAAACAAAAACAGCGGAUUUAGGACGUUAACCUGAGAGUUAUGAUGGUUUUUCAUCAGAUUUAGAACCGAAGAGACGCUGGAUUAAAGGUGUCAACAGCGGGAUGAAAACUCUGCGCUGAACGCGACCUCACUAUGAUGUCAUCAGUCGCCGCCCGCCCCUUCAUCCCCCUCCACCUUCAUCAUCAACCCGACACGCCUGCCAUUGGACUACAGCCCCGCCCCUCUGGCAUCUGGCCCCGCCUCUUCAUCCUCCUGUGCAUCCUUGUUGGUCACCAGGUGAGUGCGUCCCAUCAGCACUUCCACCCCCACUCCAUCAAGAUUCCUGGGGACAUCACGCUGGGGGGCCUGUUCCCCAUCCACGCCCGCGGACCCCACGGCAUCAACUGUGGCGAGUUGAAGAAGGAGAAGGGCAUCCACCGUAUGGAGGCCAUGCUGUACGCUCUGGACCAGAUCAACGCGGACCCCUACGUCCUGCCCAACAUCACCCUGGGGGCCCGGAUCCUGGACACCUGCUCCAGAGACACCUACGCCCUGGAGCAGUCUCUCACCUUCGUCCAGGCCCUGAUCCAGAAGGACACGUCCGACAUCCGCUGCUCCAACGGCGAGCCGCCCCUCAUCAGGAAACCGGAGCGCGUGGUGGCUGUGAUCGGAGCUUCGGCCAGUUCCGUGUCCAUCAUGGUGGCCAACAUCCUGAGGCUGUUUGAGAUUCCUCAGGUCAGUUAUGCGUCCACGGCUCCGGAGCUCAGCGAUAACAACCGCUACGACUUCUUCUCGCGGGUGGUUCCUCCGGACUCGUACCAGGCUCAGGCCAUGUUGGACAUCGUCAAAGCUCUGGGCUGGAACUACGUGUCCACGCUGGCGUCCGAGGGGAACUACGGCGAGAGCGGCGUGGAAGCCUUCAUGCAGAUCUCCAGAGAGGCUGGUGGCGUUUGCAUCGCACAGUCGGUGAAGAUUCCUCGCGAGCCGACAGACGGGGAGUUCGAUAAAAUCAUCAAACGACUGAUGGAGACGAGCAACGCCAGAGGAGUCAUCAUCUUCGCUAACGAGGACGACAUCAGGCAGGUCCUUGAGGCGGCGAAGCGGGCUAAUUUAACGGGUCACUUCCUGUUCGUGGGGUCGGACAGCUGGGGGGCCAAAAGCUCCCCGGUCACAGAGCUGGAGGACGUGGCCGAAGGGGCGGUGACCAUCCUGCCAAAGCGAGCGUCCAUAGACGGAUUCGAUCAGUACUUUGUGACUCGUUCUCUGGAGAACAACCGCAGGAACAUCUGGUUCGCUGAGUUCUGGGAGGACGACUUCAGGUGUAAACUGACCCGACCUGGAAUCAAACUGGACCCAGAAAAGAAGAAAUGCACAGGCGAGGAGCGAAUCGGCCGGGACUCUCUGUACGAGCAGGAGGGGAAGGUUCAGUUUGUGAUCGACGCCGUGUACGCCGUGGCUCACGCUCUGCACAACAUGCAUCAGGAACUGUGUCCCGGCAGCUCAGGGGUCUGCGGGAACAUGGACCCUGUGGAGGGACGGUCGCUGCUCGACUACAUCAGAGCCGUCCACUUCAACGGAAGUGCUGGUACCAGCGUUUUGUUCAAUGAAAAUGGAGAUGCUCCCGGUCGCUAUGACAUCUUCCAGUUCCAGAUGACCAAUCACAGUCACCCUGGUUACCACGUCAUCGGCCAAUGGACCAAUAACCUGCGACUAAACCUGGAGGAGAUGCAGUGGUCUGGGGGGGAUCAGUCUGUCCCAGAAUCCAUCUGUAGCUUUCCCUGUAAACCUGGAGAGAGGAAGAAGAUGGUGAAGGGCGUUCCCUGCUGCUGGCACUGUGAGCUGUGUGACGGUUACCAGUACCAGCUGGACGAGUUCAACUGUGAGACCUGUCCAUCAGACAUGCGUCCCACCAUAAACAGAACCGGCUGUCGUCCAACCCCGAUCAUAAAACUGGAGUGGAACUCGCCCUUCGCCCUGGUGCCCGCCUCUUUGGCCAUGCUGGGUAUCAUAGCAACCAGCGUCGUGGUGAUCACCUUCAUCCGCUUUAACGACACGCCUAUCGUCAGGGCUUCAGGGCGGGAGCUCAGCUACGUCCUGCUGACAGGGAUCUUUCUGAUCUACCUGAUCACCUUCCUGAUGAUCGCAGAACCAGGUGUGGUGGCGUGUGCGUUCCGCCGCCUCCUGCUGGGCCUGGGCAUGGCCAUCAGCUACUCCGCCAUGCUCACCAAAACCAACCGCAUCUACCGCAUCUUCGAGCAGGGCAAGAGGUCGGUGACUCCGCCCAAGUUCAUCAGCCCCACCUCCCAGCUGGUCAUCACCUUCAUCCUGAUCUCGGUCCAGGUCCUCGGGGUCUUCGUGUGGUUUGCCGUCGUCCCGCCUCAUACUAUCAUCGACUACGAGGAGCUCCGCCCCCCAAACCCUGACCUGGCCCGAGGAAUCCUGAAGUGUGACAUGUCGGACCUGUCCAUCAUCUGCUGCCUGAGCUACAGUAUCGUACUCAUGGUAACGUGUACAGUUUACGCAGUGAAGAGUCGCGGCGUCCCGGAGACGUUUAACGAGGCCAAACCGAUCGGAUUCACCAUGUACACAACCUGCAUCGUCUGGCUCGCCUUCGUACCCAUCUUCUUUGGUACCGCUCAGUCCACCGAGAAGAUGUUCAUCCAGACGGCCACCCUCACCGUCUCCAUGUCCCUCAGUGCGUCCGUCUCUUUGGGGAUGCUCUACAUGCCCAAAGUCUACGUCAUCAUCUUCCAUCCGGAGCAGAACGUCCAGAAGAGGAAGAGGAGUUUCAAGGCUGUUGCCCAGGCUGCCCGACUUUCCCAGAAAUCGUCCAAUGAGAAACAGAACGGAGAAACAAAGAUUGAACCUGACAGAUCGCAGUAACGCUGCAGCAGUAAUACCACAGUACUACUGCAGUAUUACUGUAGUAUUACUGCAGUAGUAAUGUGGUAUUACUGCAGUACUACUGUGGUAUUACUACAGUGUUCCUCUGCAGACCCACAGGUCUUUUCCCGACCAAUCCUUGUCCAGAGCUUGAUGACAUCACCAUGCCCCGCCCCCUAAAGCACAUAAACACACACACAGAUACAACCGACCAACAGCGACACAGCCCGUGUUUGUAUUUAAUGAACUGAACUUUUAUUGUGAAAAUCAGGACUUUUGAUGAUCACAUGACAGAAGAAGGCGGAGCUUGUUUGUUUGUUUUUUUUUUACUCCAACCUAUCAGCAGUGACUGAAACCAAACUCCAUCAGCUGAUCACGAGGAGCAGAACCAGGUCCAGUCUGAGGACAAAGGCCGGAGGGGGCGGAGACUCACCUGUCGGACUCACCUGUCCACCUGAGGACAGGAAGUGGGACUCUGAGGACAGAGACGCGACAGGUGACCCCCAUUCUUUCAUCACAGCAGAAACAGAACAUUUCAUAGAACAGGUAACAUGGUCCUUUUAUGUCAGUUCAAUCAUGUGACUCGACGUACGGACUCAUACAGGUGACGCUGGAACGUGAUUGGUCGGAGCGCCUGCAUUUCCUCGUUAGCUCCUCCUACUUCUGGGUGACACCUUUUUCCGUUUAAGCUAACCCGUCGUUAGCGUUGAAAUGUCAGUGUUUGGUGUUUGACGAACUGCUCCUCUGGUGUUUCAGGUGUUUCCAUCACCUGUCCUUCAGGUAGAGCCGGGCGAUUUCAAAGAUCCUCUAGAGCAGGGGUAGUUAACGAUGACGCUUCACCUGUGACAGGAACUGAUUCACUUCCUGUCUUCUGAGUGGGCGUGGCCAAAAGGGUUGAGAAUACUGAGUGGAUGAAUGAAAGCAGAUUAAUGAGUUCCAAAUGCAAUAAUAAUACAGUAAUAUUACAUGUUUUAGCAGUAAAUCACUUUAUUUUAUCAUAAUUAUCAUUCAUUUUAUUUUCUCACUUAUUUUUUACCUAUUUUCAAAUCAGAUUCUUUUUCUAUAAUCUCAAACAAAGUCAGUUUUCUUUUCAGUUUUGUUCAGACGUUGUGUAUCUUAUGGAAAAUGAGUCCAGAAUUUACUUUGGCGACUCUAAGUUUAAGGAAUUGGUUGAAAAUCACUUCUCAUAUUGGAACUAAUGGGAUCUGCUGCCAGCCUCCUAAAGGGGCGGGGCCUAGGAGGGACCAUGUGACCCUGAAACAGGAAGUUAAUUGAUAUAUAGGCUUUAUAUCGUUUCUCAAUUUCAAGGAUUUAUUUACUUAAAGCUCCAUCAUCAGAUUUCAUUGGAGGAUGAUUAAUACCCAGGAUGCAUCUGUGGUUCCUUGAUGCUCAUUAACUACCCACAAUGCCCUGCAUGAGUCUUUUAAAAUGGCCACUAAAUUAAAAAAAAAAAAAAAA